AUGUCUGUCUUGUUAGAGACGUCCCUGGGCGACAUUGUCAUUGACUUAGAAGUGGAUGCAUGUCCUAAAACAUGCCAAAACUUCCUCAAACUGUGUAAAGUCUACUACUACAACCUGAAUGCUUUCUUCAAUGUCUCCAAGGAUUUUUUGGCGCAAGCUGGUGACCCAACAGCGACGGGUACAGGAGGCGAGUCCAUCUGGUCUUUGAUUGCCUCGCAGCAAGGAAAACAAGAGCCCCGCUACUUCAGUCCCGAGUUUGUUCCGCGCUUGAAACACAAGGCGAAGGGAACUGUGUCUAUGGCGGUUGCCCCGUCCAUCGAAGGACAGAGCAAAGGUGGCUGCGGUAGUCAAUUCUUCAUCACGCUCGCGGAUGAUAUCGACUACCUCGACGGGAAGCAUGCCGUGUUCGGCCAUGUUGUGGAGGGACUAGACACGCUCGACCAGCUGAACGACGUUUUCACGGACCAGGAUGGGAGACCUCUUAAAGAUGUAAGGAUAAGGCAUGUCGAGAUCUUGGACGACCCGUUUGAGGACCCUUCAGGACUUGUAGUGCCAGCAUCGGUGCCCACUCGUCCGCCAGACAACUCUACGCGCAUUGCGGAAGAUGAAGAUCCGCUCGCCACAUUGCCUGAAGAGGAGGCAGAAGCAGAACGCCGGAAGCAGGCUGCGCGUGCUGCAGCAUUGACGUUGGAAAUGGUCGGCGAUCUCCCCUUUGCCAACGUUCGUCCCCCAGAGAAUGUCCUUUUCGUAUGCAAGCUUAAUCCGGUCACCCGCGACGAAGAUCUAGAGCUCAUAUUCUCGCGCUUCGGACCGAUCAUGAGCUGCCAAGUAAUCCGGGACAAGAAGACGGGUGACUCUCUACAGUAUGCAUUCAUUGAAUUUGACAAGCGAGAGGAUGCUGAACAGGCGUAUUUCAAGAUGCAGAAUGUAUUGGUCGACGAUAGGCGCAUCUGGGUAGACUUCUCCCAGUCUGUCUCCCGCCUCAACUCUACGUGGUCGAAUAAUCCCAAGAUGGGGCCUCGUCUCACAAAGGGCAACAAGACGCGAGGGCCCAGCGGGUACGGCGGAAUAGAUAAUUUAGAGGCUACACGGCGGUAUAGGGAAAGCUCGACCGGUGAGGAUGCCGGUUAUGGGCUGGUCUUUGACGUGCCGGACAACGCGCACAGCCGACGCCGCCGGAGUAGAACUCGUAGUAGAUCACCACAUCGAGAGCGCUCCCAAGACCGGAGGAGACGUUCCAGGACACCUCGUCCGGGAGGCCGGGGCGCAGAGCGAGAUCGUGACCGCCGCAGAAGUCGCAGCAGGGACAGACGCUCGAAAGAUCGGUAUGACCACCGCCGGUGAGGGGAAGUUGUUUGUGGCUUCGGCGUUCUGUGCAACUCUGUUUCAGUCUUCUCCUUCACCGUGCGUUGCAUUGUAUCAUGUUCCGGUGGUGUUGCCACUAGCAGUGCUUACGACUGAGCUGUCAUACCU
This is a messenger RNA of Postia placenta MAD-698-R-SB12, 1473 nucleotides long. RefSeq lists its product as hypothetical. Bases 1 to 1344 code for a protein of 447 amino acids. The transcript is spliced from 5 exons. NCBI's taxonomy places the organism in Eukaryota, Fungi, Basidiomycota, Agaricomycetes, Polyporales, Adustoporiaceae. Gene Ontology annotation, cellular component: nucleus. The record is from RefSeq and is a predicted model, not a curated record. Gene Ontology annotation, biological process: protein peptidyl-prolyl isomerization. Gene Ontology annotation, molecular function: peptidyl-prolyl cis-trans isomerase activity; RNA binding.